This is a messenger RNA of Rattus rattus (black rat), 5789 nucleotides long. It is a transcript of the gene Cacul1, whose product is annotated as CDK2 associated cullin domain 1. Bases 387 to 1520 code for a protein of 377 amino acids. Gene Ontology annotation, biological process: ubiquitin-dependent protein catabolic process. Gene Ontology annotation, molecular function: ubiquitin protein ligase binding. The transcript is spliced from 10 exons. Lineage: Eukaryota; Metazoa; Chordata; Mammalia; Rodentia; Muridae. The record is from RefSeq and is a predicted model, not a curated record.
CUGGUUGCAUUCGCGUUGAGGUGACUCAUAACUCCCUCCCUCUUUCGCCUAGCUUUCUCCCGUGCGUCCCUCGUACCACGUGCCUUCCUGUCCGCUCCCCCAGAGCCCUUUCCAAACGCCUGAAGAAACUGCUGUAAAAUGUCGUGAGGGACGUCGCCGCUUUGCGGCUGCCUCUCUCAGAACUAGACCCCGGGAGUGCCCACCGCAGUCAGCGGUUCCUCCGGCGGAGUCGUCCUGACAGAAGGCGAGAGCACUCGGCGCGCCACUGGAUUUUUCGCCGCACCCGCGAGGGCUCCGGGCGAUGUGAAUUCUAGGCGGCUUCUGUGCUCCCAGGCCCGGGGGCUGAGGUGGGCAGGCAGGUGCCUGGGAAGCCGCGGCCCGGCGGGAUGGAGGAGAGUAUGGAGGAGGAGGAAAUGCUCACCUACGAGGCAAUGAUGGACGACCAGAACCACAACAACUGGGAGGCCGCCGUAGACAGCUUCCGUCAGCCCCCGCCCGCCCCGCCGCUGCCCCCGCCGCCGCCGCCGCGGCCCUCGUCGUCCAUCCCGGAUCCUGGCCGAGAACUCCCGGGGGGACAGCUGCUGGCUGUGCACGCGGGCUCCAUGGACAGGAAGGGUCCUAAGGAGGGGCUCCCGAUGGGGUCUCCGCCCUUGUCAGAGCCAAACGGGGUGAUUAUGAUGUUGAAGAGCUGCGACGCAGCCGCCGCGGUGGCCAAGGCGGCCCCUGCCCCCACCCCUAGCUCCACCAUCAACAUCAACACCUCCACCUCCAAGUUCCUAAUGAAUGUUAUAACAAUUGAAGAUUAUAAGAGCACAUACUGGCCAAAAUUAGAUGGUGCCAUAGAUCAACUUUUAACCCAGAGUCCUGGUGACUAUAUACCUAUAUCCUAUGAGCAGAUUUACAGUUGUGUGUAUAAGUGUGUGUGCCAGCAGCACUCAGAACAGAUGUACAGUGAUCUGAUUAAAAAAAUAACCAGCCACUUAGAGCGAGUCUCCAAGGAGCUGCAGGCCAGCCCUCCAGACCUCUAUAUUGAGAGAUUUAAUAUAGCUCUGGGACAGUAUAUGGGAGCAUUGCAGAGCAUCGUGCCUCUUUUCAUAUAUAUGAAUAAGUUUUACAUAGAAACUAAACUUAACAGAGACUUAAAAGAUGACCUUAUAAAACUGUUUACGGAACAUGUUGCAGAGAAGCACAUUUACAGCCUAAUGCCUGUUACUUUGGAAGCCCAGUCAACACCAUUUCAGGUCACACCUUCAACUAUGGCAAAUAUUGUGAAAGGCCUGUACACUCUCAGACCAGAAUGGGUUCAGAUGGCUCCGACAUUGUUUUCUAAGUUUAUUCCAAACAUUCUGCCCCCAGCUGUGGAAUCUGAACUUUCUGAGUACGCUGCCCAAGAUCAAAAGCUUCAAAGAGAACUCAUACAGAACGGUUUUACCAGAGGUGACCAGUCCCGGAAGAGAGCUGGAGAUGAGUUGGCUUACAACAGUCCAUCCGCUUGUGCAAGUUCCAGAGGGUAUAGAUAGUGACUGUUGAACUACGUUUCUCCCGAGAGAAGACACACUGGAGCUACAGAAACUGUUCCAGGCACAGUGGGGCCUGCACCACUCAGGAGCUCUGUCAGAGGCUGUUCUCAGAGAGGAUACCGGACUUCUUUCUUUGAUUUUCAGUUUUUAAAAACAAGAACUAACAAAAACAAUUGCUGCUAGACUGGGGGGUGAUUUGAAGUGGGACAAUCUUUAAUCUACAGAGCAAGUGUCUUGGAGAGCGGCCGUUGCUAAAGGGAAGCUCAACAUUUGAAUCAGCUUCCUCCAGAAAUACAAGAACGAAAGAAUCUUUUUUUUUUAAAGCCCUCGUCUUGUUCAUUUGUGGACUUGGAACAUGGUGUCACAUGUCAAGAUAUCUUUGCUUUAAAACCAAGCAGAUAUUACAAUACAGUGUUUUCACCCAUUCCCCAAACAAUCUGUUUUAAAUUCAGAUUGGUCUAUGUUUAGCAAUUAGUCUUGUGGAGGAAAAUGCUAACUGCUUUCACUAUCACUUUCCCUGUCAAUUCCCGUUUUCAACUGUGUGCCUUGAGCUCUGUGCACUUUGCAGCUAUGUGACCAUGUCAUCAAUCUCACGAUGCUUCAAACUGGCCCACCAAAGCCUCUGUAUGGCUUUGUGUUUGUAGCAGAACCUGAUUGAGAAAAUGGAAGCACUAGAGGCUGGUCAGAAUUCACCCGGCUGUCCCAGCUCUCCUGGGGACCAACUCUUACUGAGUGGUUUCCAUUCUGCUAUCCCCUCAUCUGAUCUCAGCUUCAAGUGGGAUGGAGCCCUGGUUUAGGGCUAUGAUACUGUAGAGAUUGCCCAACAGAGGGGGUUGCUCCCUUGGUCCCUCUCGGGAUGAAUGGUUUUAAAGCCAACUAUGGUCCAUCUCAUUUUAUUGGGUGUAUUUAAUAUGAAAAAAGGUCAGCUCUACCCUGCAUCUUGUAAACAUCAUGUUUGUUAUUAAGUGCAACAGGGAGAGUUUGCACUGUUGUUUGAAGGCUCCUUUCAGCUGUGGUAAAGUUGUAUUACCCGUUUCCUACACCAACUGUGCUCUUUAGUUCUUCACAAAAGUCUGAAGCUUAUCCAGUUGUUUUUCAGUAAUAACAAAACUAGACAUAGCAAGGAAAAAGUAUUUUUCUUCUCAAUUUUGCUUGAAUGUGAAGUGAGCAUUGGCUUUGUGCUACCAGGCUCCAUCAGACAGUGAUGCUGACCAUUUAGAGAAUGCACCUAAUGCUACUGCUACCAACUCAUGGGCAGCAGAGUUAGAAGUAGAACACCAGGGACAAGAACAUUACCCAGUAGCAGUCCUGUGUUUGUAAACAAUGUUCCAGGGGAGGAAUAGUUAAGGGUUGACAGCUUGAUUCUUUCAGGUACUUGUCUGCAGUUGGUAGAGUUUGUGGGGGGUUUAAUUGGCUCAUUCCAUUUGGGUUACAUUGAAAAACCCUGAGUAGGGACAAGUGGGCUCUUAUUAUGGUCUGUAUAGCUUUUUCUGCUCUAAUGUCAAGGGAAAAUUUUCAUUUUAUUAAAAAAACCCAGUUUACCUUUCUGAUGGAAUGCUCACCACAAAGUUGUAAAUAUCAUUUGGAAGUGGUUUCUUCUACCCAGCUUUAAUAUUUUUGACAAUAGUAAAGUUGGAGCAUUUCUUGAAACAUAGUAGUUUCAAGAAUAGUUCAUAAUAGUUGAAACAUAGUGGUUCCGUGUCUUAAUUAUGCCCUCCUGCUCCCCCGGGAGAGAGUGCUCUUCUUUCUCUCCAAAAGAACUUUCCCUAUAAAAGCAUUAUAUUAAAUAAAUUGGCAUUAAAGUGGGUGCUUUUGUGUUACUAACUGAAUGGAAAAAUAGUCAUACUCAUUUUGCAUUAGCACAAAAUAGGCAGAGGAAAGCCUGUGAAAUUCUCAUUCUCUGAGUCUAAGCCUGGCACCACUUUGCUGGUACUGAAAGGCAUGGGGAAAAUGAGUGUGCUCCUGAGGGCUGUGUCCUGGUGGUUUAGCAAGGCUUUACAGUUUGUAAACUUCAGGUGAAAUUGACACUUCUUGUUAAUUGAAGUCUUUACAGAAGUCUUAAUCUCCAACUACAAGGAAAUAAAAUCUGUUCUGUCUCAUUUUGUAUUUCCUGAAAAUAUUUUCUUUUCAAGUGUACUUGUGCUCUUACCAGUACAGUUUUUCUACCCCUGCUGAGGACUGUUUUUCUCAAUCAGAUCCUUAACGGUCAAAUGGUAUAGAUCAGUUAGUCACUGUAAUAUAGUUGAUUUGGCUAGAUGGCUAAUAUGGUUUUAUUUGCCUAAAAGUAGGCCUUUUAAAAAAAAAGAAAACCAGGUGGGUUAUCUUCAAGUGAUGGUUUAAAAAGUAAACAGAUGAUAGUGUUGAGAGACCGUGCUCAUUUUAAAGGUUGACCUUAUGCUUAGAUUAUCUGGUGACCUGCUGUCAUAACUGCACCCUGACCUGACAAGAAUCAUUUUCCUGGGGGCAGAAAGUAGAAUUUAGUGGCACCUAAGCAGGGUUAGCAAGAAGAAACUCUCGCUUGCAUUCACAAUUAGUAAUGAUACAGUGCAUUACUAAAACUUCUCAGUCUUUUAUUACAAGUCACCUGUUCCCCUGUUUGCUAGAAUGAAGUUGGUUUGUGUGUUGGUGAGACUGCAGAGGAAUGGAUGUCCCUGGUCAUGACACUGCAUGUCUCAGACCUGUCUAGCUGCUGCCCCCCUGUCGUUUACUUUCUGUCAGGUUGCAGAUUUGCACACGUGAAUGAUUCCUCAGGAACAGUUUGCACACUCCUCACCUCAAUAUAGUCUGUACAGACCAAACAGCAUCUAAGGUUAUCAGCACAAGAGGGUUCAUACACCUACUAGCAGAGGCCAUGUGAGCUUGCAGGCAACUGGUUUCUGCACGUAAUAGGAAGAGGAGCACAUAGUGUUUGUUUAAAUGACCUCCCAGUUCUCGCUGUAACCAGAGUAAGAAACCUUCCAGAUGGUGUAUUGGGGCUGUGUUUUUUGUCUGUUUUUUCCUCUUUUCUGUUUUUCCUCAUAUAUGCAAGAGGAAUUGCCCAGGAGCUAAUAUUCAACUGUUUAUUAAGCUCUGUCCUUAAGCAUUAUUCAAUGAAGUGCACUAAUCUGAGAUAAUAAGAAACAACUAAAAAGCAAAACAGAAACUGUGCAUUCGCUAUCCAUCUGUUAGAGUUCAUUUUUUAGUGUGUUCUUGAGCUUUUUAGCUUGGAAUAUUUAUUUUUAUCCAAGUAUAGGGCUCUUAAGGGGGGACGUUAAAAUUCAAGGUUGGAAUGUGACACCCUUAACUGACAUCUGGAAGAAGUAUUGACUUUUUCUGUUGGUGACUGCUUUUAGUAAUACUGUGUAAAAUGUUCGUUUUUACCAGAGCUUCAAGCAGAAGUCAUAGGGGUUCAUAGAGAAGUGACUCUUCUGUGCUUUUGUUACCGUGUAGAAAUUUCCCUUGGUUUCUGACCCCUAGACUAUUUGGAAGGAGGUGCUUGUUCUUUUCCAAAGGAAAUGCUCCCUCUCUGGUCCCCUGCUGCUUAGCUGCAGUCACUGCCGCCUCCCUCCUGCACUAGCUGGCACCUUAAUUUAAACCUCCUUCCUGAGCCAGGGAUGGGUCUGCCUCCUGGGUGCAGGACCUGUUACUUUACAGGACCAAUGUCUGCCAUGAAGAUCUUCAUUGUAGGCCUGAUUCCAUUGUUAGAAGAGUGCUGCUGGAUUAUACCCAGGAAAGUUGUCAACAUGGCUCUUGGGUUGAGUGAUUUGUUAAAAAAAAAAAAAGAAAACUACUUUGGUUCUUAACAUGUUUAAAUACUGUGAUUGUACUAAAUUCAGUGAGACUGGGUAUUCUCGUAAAGGUGGCAAUGCUCUCGGUUCUUAGUCUUACGUCAGUGUUAACAGCCAUCAAUUUUCAGAGAAAUUACUUAAACAUCAAGUCCUGGGAAAUUGGCUCAAACAAAUGCUUAAACAAAAUUUGGAGAUCAUGUGCAGGCUAAUGGAGUUUGCCGCCUACCAGCAUAGCAGAGUAAAUGAAGCAUUGCUGUCUGUUCUCCAGACCAUUUGUCAUAAAUGGUAGAUCUGGCACUGUCCUUCACAGCUUACUUAAAGAACAUGACUGAAGCACUUCCUGCGCUGGGGUACAAAGCUGUUGGCCUGGGCUCUCUCCUUGUAAACAUGGUGGAUUCUGAAUCACUCCUCUGUAUUAGGUGUAUAUUCUCACUCUAAAGUAUUGUGGUUAAUGAAAAAUAAAUCUUGUACAGAUGUCAUUAAACUUGCUUUUUAAGUUUUG